CAGAGCGUGGACCCCAACCACUUGAUUACGACCGGGGAGGAGGGCUUCUUUGAUGAGCGCGACCCCAUGGCAGGCAAGCGUCUGCAGCGUCGUGCGCAAGCUGUGCCUCCCGGCCCCGCAGCCUACGAUCCCAACGACGGCAACCAGUGGGGCCCCAGGAGCGGGCAGGACUUCCGCGCCAACCACGCGCACCCCUCCAUCGACUACGCCGUGAUGCACCUCUGGCCCGACAACUGGGGGAGGCUCGGCAUCGACUUUGGGCAGGGCUGGCUGGAUGCGCACAUCAAGGUGGCUGCGGAGCUGGGCAAGCCGCUCAUCUUGGAGGAGUUUGGCAAGGGGGCUGCAGAGGGCGACAUUCUGAGCACGAGGGACCCCUGGUUUGAGCUGGUGAAGAACGCGGUGGACAGCUCGCUGCAGAGCGAUGGCCCCCUGCGCGGCUCGCUCUUCUGGCAGUGGGAUGGC
Messenger RNA from Chlorella variabilis, 462 nucleotides. RefSeq lists its product as hypothetical. The transcript has 4 exons. Lineage: Eukaryota; Viridiplantae; Chlorophyta; Trebouxiophyceae; Chlorellales; Chlorellaceae. The record is from RefSeq and is a predicted model, not a curated record. Gene Ontology annotation, molecular function: hydrolase activity, hydrolyzing O-glycosyl compounds. The annotation marks the transcript as partial.